UAUAUAUCAGUAGACAUCGUGCUGCACUAGUUGGAGCAUUCUUCAGUUUAACACGUAUCGAGUUUCAAGCAGUUAGAGUCUAGAACGAUUGGGAUUGCCACUUCACGUCAAUUUGCGAGCAUUGGCAACGGUUAUCUCGACGACCCGACUCGUCGACGACAUUGAGAGCGACUAAAGGCGACGACAAAGCAUCAGAAGGCCGGAUCACUCGACCAUCUAUCUAGCUGUCUUUCUCUUUUUCUGUCUAUAUAUAUAUAUAGAUAUAUAGAUAUAUAUAUAUAUAUAUUUCUCUUUCGUGGUACCUCGACCCGUGAUCGCAGUACAACGCACCAGUACAUUAUCGCCAGACGUAUCGGACUGCUCUUGGGCAGGAAGACGACCCAACUGUCUCGACUUUGGGCUCUCGCGAGCAGCAGAUUUUCACGCUAGAAAGCGGCCGUCCAGUAGGGCGAUACCAUUUUAUAUGACUUUACUUCGACAACGAGAAACAUCCAGGAUAUCAUCCAAAAGGAAAGGACUGGCGUGUAGCAAAGGCGGCGGUGACAGCAGAACAUUUUUAUCCGAUCGGCGAGUAUCAAACGGCAACACCAUCACCACCCACGAUUGUUUGUUUCCGUGCGAGUUAACCACCGAGUUAACAUCGUCAUUAUUACCAACCUGGUACGACCGACUGCCAGGCUUUCUCAGAGCGAAGAGCAACGGACAGGCAGCGUGUAUGAUCAUUGAAGAUUACACCCCUACCCCGCCCACCACCGCCAAGAAACCGAGGCAGCACCCAAGGCAUCAAGAUACCAUCCAACGAUUCUUAAACCUUCACCUGGUCCUGCCCAAAAACAGGACCUCAAAAUUUUCCAGUAAUAGGCAUCGGAAGCUACAACCGUUCAGAGAAACGUGACUGGUGUUAGCAGCGGGUAGCGGCGCGGCACGCCUUACCGCUAAGGACUAUAAUCCUGAGAAAAGGGAGAACAAUCCUGACUCGACACGCUGCUAUUACGAGCCAUUGCGAGCAGGUAGCCAUUGCCUGCUACUGGCUAUUGCUGGCUGUCAAACUGCCGCUGGCAGAAAACGUGCGACAGAGGAAAUCUAGAAGAAUCAGGACAAAGACGUUACCUACUUGAGGAACAAACGAAAAAAAGCUCGAACAGCAAGUCCACCGUCAUCUUGAAUUGCUCAAGCUAAUCGCAAUUCUUUUCGUCGCAACUUGUCAAUAUAUUCACAACGACGUCUCGUUGGAAAUUAUUGUCGGCCGGAGAAGUUAAAUUUGUCAGAAGUAAGAAGAGACGUAAACAGCAGUCACUAUGGGGAGCGUGAAUGUCAAUCGCAAUGUCAGCGAUGCCUUCUAUCGUUACAAGAUGCCACGGAUUCAGGCAAAAGUGGAAGGUAAAGGAAACGGCAUCAAAACAGUGAUUGUCAACAUGGUAGAUGUAGCAAAAGCCAUAGGUCGUCCAGCUACAUAUCCGACUAAAUAUUUCGGCUGCGAACUGGGCGCACAAACUCAAUUUGAUUUUAAGAACGAACGCUUUAUCGUCAAUGGUUCGCACGAUGCAACGAAACUGCAAGAUUUGUUGGAUGGUUUUAUCCGAAAAUAUGUCCUUUGUCCAGCUUGUGACAAUCCGGAGACCGAGCUGAUGGUUAGCUCUAAGAAGGGGACGAUAUCGCAAGGCUGCAAAGCCUGUGGUCAUCAUGGUCUUCUGGAGAGUAACCAUAAGUUAAACACUUACAUCUUGAAAAACCCGCCGAGUCUGAAUCCGGCGGUGCAAGGUAGCUCGUUGACAGAGGGUAAACGUGGCAAACGAGCGAAGCGCGCCAAUGGCGACCCCGCGGCUACGGCCGCUACUGCUGCCACUGCUACCACCAACGGUAACGAUCGAUCAGGAUCACCGGAGAGUGAGACCAACAACACUGGGGAUAUUGUAGUGGAACCUCCACCGGAAAGAACAGUCAAUACCGAAGAAGACGACGACAAAUGGGCGGUGGAUGUAUCUGAGGAAGCGGUUAGAGCUCGUCUUCAGGAUUUGACGGACGGCGCGAAAGGUAUGACCAUCAGCGAUGAUCUUGAUAAGAGCGAGAAAGAGCGCAUGGAUAUGUUCUACAAACUGGUUAAAUGCCGUCGCGACGCUGGCCAACUCGAUAACAAUCAUAAGGAACUUGUGGCCGAAGCGGAGCGACUCGAGAUCAAGACCAAGGCGCCGUUGAUUCUCGCCGAAUUGCUGUUCGAUCAAGGGAUUGCCGCGCAAGCGAAGAAACACCGCGUUCUGUUGCUUCGUUUCACUCAUGACGACAUCAAAGCGCAGAAGUAUUUGAUCAGAGGUAUUGAGCAGGUGAUCGCAUUGCAUAAAGACGCUCUGAUGCCGAAAGUUCCUGGAAUUUUUAAGUUAUUUUAUGAUGCUGAUAUUUUGGAAGAGAAGGCAUUUGAUGAGUGGGCGAGCAAAGUCAGUAAGAAGUAUGUCUCGAAGGAUCUGUCGCAAGAAAUUCAUGACCGUGCUGUACCAUUUUUAACAUGGUUGAAAGUUGCAGAGGAGGAGGAUUCCGAAUCCGAGGAAGAAGAUGACGAUUUAGAGAUUGAAUAUGAUGAUAGAGCCAAACAAGAAUCUUUGAAGCAACAACAGCAACAGUCACCGCCCGCGCCGAAACCCGCCGCUGCCGCUGUCGCAAACGAUGAUUCCGACGAGGAUGAUUUCGAUAUUGAUGCCAUUUAAAGCACUUAUAUUACACGUACAUGCGCGAACAGACAAUGGAAAGCUGGUCUGAUAUAUGUAUACGAGAUGAAUAAUCAUUUCCCUUCUUAAACUCAGAAUAUACAAAGAGCAUGCAGAUGGACGUAAUAUCAAGUUAUACGCAAAAAUAUAAAUAUAGGAGAUGUUUCGUUGUAUUUUAGGCCACUGCGAUUAACAAUACCGUUUACAUGUGAGUCAAAAAAAGAAAAGAAUUUUAAUUGUUCUCCCGAGCGUUUAGUGUGCUUUAUUUUUCCUGUACAUACAGUGAAAUAUUCGUGCUACUUUUAAUUUGCCUUAACGAUAAUUGCUCACUUACUGAACGUUUAUUAGUCUUAAUUAUUGUUUGUUGUUGGAUUUUAAUUGGCUCGGAGAUGCGCGUAUAUCUUUAAAAGCAUCUUUUAUAGACAUACAAGAUCGAUAAAUUUCAUAAAUAUUGAAAGUUGGCCUGCUAAACACUCAUUUUCUUUAUUGUAUCUUCUAAUUAUUAUUAAUAAUCAUAAAUAAACGUGAUUUAUUGAAA
Molecule: messenger RNA, 3237 nt
Organism: Pseudomyrmex gracilis
Lineage: Eukaryota; Metazoa; Arthropoda; Insecta; Hymenoptera; Formicidae
Gene: eIF5
Product: eukaryotic translation initiation factor 5
Exons: 5
Coding region: 1299-2699 (466 amino acids)
Biological process (GO): formation of translation preinitiation complex; translational initiation; formation of cytoplasmic translation initiation complex
Cellular component (GO): cytosol
Molecular function (GO): translation initiation factor activity; eukaryotic initiation factor eIF2 binding; GDP-dissociation inhibitor activity
Source: RefSeq, a predicted model, not a curated record